AUGGGAAGACCAUACAGUGCUCCAACUGAUAUAGGAAAGCAGAGAGUUGAAGAUGAGAAAAAGCAUAGUGGGGGAGGUACUAUCGCUUAUGUCAAGUGCUUCAAGUGUGGCGAGUUCAACCACCAUGCUAAUGAGUGCAAGGAUAGUGUCCUGAGUACUAAUUGUCAGAAGUCGAAGAAGGCACAGUCUGAAGGAAAGGUCUUUGCUUUGACUGGGACAAAGACUGCUAUUGCUGGUCGUUUGAUUCAAGAUACCUGUUUUAUAAAUGAUAUCCCACUGAUUUCUAUUAUUGACACAAGUGCAACACAUUUGUUUGUUGCACUUGAUUGUGCUGAGAGGUUGGGUUUGAAAUUGUCUUAUAUGGAUGGGAAUAUGAUUGUAUGUCUACCUUUGAGGAAUCUAUAUGCUAUCCUUGGAAUGAACUGGUUGGAGUUCAUCCAUGUUCAUAUCAACUAUUUCGACAAGACAAUGUCACUUCUAGAGUUUGAUGCAACUGAUGAGUUAUUCAUGUCGGCCAAGAAAGUGGAUGAGUUGUGA
Messenger RNA from Lathyrus oleraceus (garden pea), 537 nucleotides. RefSeq lists its product as uncharacterized. The coding region runs from base 1 to 537 and encodes 178 amino acids. Gene Ontology annotation, molecular function: zinc ion binding; nucleic acid binding. The transcript has 3 exons. Lineage: Eukaryota; Viridiplantae; Streptophyta; Magnoliopsida; Fabales; Fabaceae. The record is from RefSeq and is a predicted model, not a curated record.